CUCCGUAGAACAAUAUGCACGGGCCAUUUAUAGGCAUUUGGCCAUCCAUCAGCAGUUACAUGUAUGUGUAAAACAUACUGCUCUCGUGUACGAAUAUUUAUUUUUAUCGGCCAACAGGAAAGUGACACUUGCUCCAGGUAGUACUGCAGCGUUUGCACUAAGGCAUGACUGUAAUCCGUAUUUGUCUCGGUCGUUCUCUAAUAUCUCCUCCUCCCACUGUUGUGUGUGUGCAUGCGUGUUUCUUUCCUAGGUGGCUAUGGACCCUCCCAUGAGGCAGGGCCAGACGCGCUACCCUUUUCUGAUUCUCAUCCUCAACAAGGAAGAGUCGAUGGAAGCAGAGGUGGCACUGUAAGAAGAAGAGCUGGAGAAGCAGUACCAGGGUAAGCUGACUCAGCAGAUGAAUGGGCCUAUUAACGAGGUGCUGAGCCGCGUCAUGAAGGCAGUCGCUUCAAAGAAGAUCGUCGUGCCUGGCAAUUACCGAAGUCAGUGCGGCGGGCAGUGCAUCAGCUACAGCUACAAGGCCAGCCAUGGCAUGCUGUUCCCGCUGGAGAAGGGCUUAAUCUUUGUGCACAAGCCCGUGCUGCACGUGCGCUUCGAUGAGGUGGUCGCCGUCAAUUUCUCGCGCGGCGGCACUGGAACUCAUCGGUCGUUUGACUUUGAGUUAGAAGUCAAGAAUAACAUUGUACACAUCUUCCAGAGUAUGGACAAAGAUGAGUACAGUCGCUUGUAUGACUUCUGCUCAGCCAAGAAGCUCAGGAUCCGCAAUAAGGGCGGCAAGUCGGGCAGUGCAACGUAUCGCGACGACUUUGACGACGACGACAGUGACCAAGAUGCGUAUUUGGGGAAGGUGAAGGCGGAGGGUGCUUCCCGCAUGGACGAUACAGAUUCUGAUGAUUCAUCGUAUGUUGCUGGCGGUAGCGGAGAGGAUAGUGCUGGUGAUUUGGAGUUUGAUUCUGAUGCUAUGUUGUCGAGUGAUGAGGAGAAUGCAGCCAAGACAGUCCCGGCUGUGGAUGAGAGCAAGAAGAGGAAGAAGGCACCAAGCAAGCCGAAGCAGCCAAAGGAGAAGGUAGAAAAAGCAGAAAAGAAAGAAAAGAAGGAACCGAAAGAAAAGAAGGAACAGAAAGAGAAGAAGCAAAAGCCAUCAGCCAGCUCUACGAGUGUGGCGAAAGCCAAGAAGAAGGAAGCACCGAUCUCGAAGGAGGAGAUCAGUGAUAGUGACAGUGGUGGUAGUGAUGUUGUCAUGGAGGAUGAGAGUGAUGAUGAUGGGGCACCGCCGGCAAAGAGGUCCACACGCUCACGACGCGGACAGUCGAACGACGAGGAGCUAGCCCAGCUGCCGUCCGAAGGCUCGAAUGAUGAGGAAGAAGCCGAGCUAACGUCUGGAGCUAGUGACGUAGGCAGUGAUGAUGGUGAUGAAAGCGACUGAGCAGACUGAGCUAAGCUUGCGCGUGCGUGCGUGGGACCAUUGGUAACCAUUUGCCGUGCGUCGACUCCCUGCUGUUUCCGUGCUUUGUGUGUUGUUGUCGCUGUGUGUCUUUGUGUGUGUGUGUGUGUGUGUGUGUGUGUACGUGCGUGUGUGUGGUGUGUGUGUGUGUGUGUAUGUAUGUGUGUGCGUUCAUUUUCAUGAAUGUGUUCAUUUACGUGUGGUGUUGUUAAAUUUGUUUUACUAUGUUGGCGUCUCGUUGUCUUUGUGUGGCUUUGAACUUUAAAUUACACUGCUGCAUGUUGAGCCGUACGUUGCAGUACAUCAGAUGUUCAUGUGCCAUGGAAUGUAUAUAUUGGACCCUGUAGUACUGUUGCUGCCACCGAAAGUCAUACAGUUUGGUUGUACAUGUAACAUUACAAUACCCCAUAGCCUUCUCUGUUUCUGCCGCUUCUUAUGCUGCUUAGGCUUUCUCACACUUCUAUGACCUGGCCUGGUUGCCAUGGGUUUUUUUAAAGACUUGAAUUCCUUACUCUGAUUGAGCCUCUGUCUGUGAUUCGAUGCUCUUAUACACGCUUUGCUUUGCUUGGCCAACUACUCGCUUCA
Messenger RNA from Sycon ciliatum, 2029 nucleotides. Its product is annotated as FACT complex subunit SSRP1-like. Gene Ontology annotation, cellular component: FACT complex; nucleus. The transcript has 9 exons. Bases 398 to 1426 code for a protein of 342 amino acids. The record is from RefSeq and is a predicted model, not a curated record. Lineage: Eukaryota; Metazoa; Porifera; Calcarea; Leucosolenida; Sycettidae. Gene Ontology annotation, molecular function: nucleosome binding; histone binding; DNA binding. Gene Ontology annotation, biological process: regulation of chromatin organization.